CGCUGCCAUCUUUAUCGUUUCUUGGCGUGGUGCGUGGCCGGCUAGAUUUCUGAUUUUUAAGUACAUGAUAGUAUUUAUGUGUCUUGUGUCUUUGAGUGUAGAAGUUACAUAAAGGGUUUAACAUGAGUACAGACAGUAUUGAAAAGUUAUACAAAAAUUUUGGCAUUUUAGCUGACGCCAAGGAUAAAUUGGCGGAGCAUGAAAAGGAGUACUUAGAAAUUCUAACAGCAGUAAAAGGAUCACCGAAGGAAAAACGAUUAGCAUCCCAAUUUAUUGCAAGGUUUUUUAAAUAUUUUCCAAAACUGGCUGAUCAGGCUAUAGAUGCUCAUUUAGAUUUGUGUGAAGAUGAAGACAUGGCUAUUAGAAAACAAGCUAUUAAAGAUUUACCUGCAUUGUGCAAAGAUAAUAAAGAACAUACGGCUAGAAUUGCAGACAUUUUAGCUCAAUUACUUCAAGCUCAAGAACCAUCUGAGUUAGCUGUAGUUCAUAACAGUGUUAUGUCUCUUAUGAAAUCUGAUCCAAAAGGUACAAUAAGUGGGUUUUUCAGUCAAAUUAUUAAUGGAGAUGAUGGGACGCGCGAACGUUGCAUUAAGUUUUUGGCAACAAAACUGAAAGCAAUAGGUCACGAUGUUAUCAUUAAGGAACCAGAAGAUCUGCUAAUUUCAGAGUGCAAGAAAGUAUUACAAGAUGUUACUGCUGAUGAGUUUCAUAGUAUUAUGGAAAUCCUUGCUUGGACUAGAUUAGGCUCAACAGUUAGUGGACAACAAGAAUUGGUAGAUAUUACAGUAGAACAAGCUGAAUUAUCCGAACCAUUUAAACACACUAAUAUUGAACAAUGGAAUAGGCUUGUACAAUGCAUUAAACAUGCACUUCCAUUUUUUAGCUCUCAAAUAGAUUCAUCACGAUUUGUUUCUUACAUUUGUAUGCAAGUUUUACCGCAUCUCUCUUUAAUCACUGCACCAGAUGGUAGAGACAUACAGUUGGAAUUAUUAAAACUACUUGCUGAAUUAACUGUAUUUUGUGGGACAAUUGAUAAGCCAGAAGAGAAAGUACAACAACUUUAUAAUACUCUUAUAACAUAUAUGCCACUUCCACCAGCUACUGAAAUAACUGAGGUACCAAAACUACAGUUUAGUCAUGUUGAAUGUCUUAUGUAUGCCUUCCAUAAAUUAUGCAAACAAACACCAGAAUUUUUAAUAAAAGAUCCAGAACAGCUUAAGGAAUUUAGAUUAAGAUUACAGUAUUUUGCACGUGGUAUUCAAGGUUACAUAAAAAAAUUACGGGAAGCGAUUAGCGGAAAAUCAGAAGAAGAAUUGAAAUCGGAAGAAAAUCAGUUAAAAGUUGUUGCUUUGAAAACGACUAAUAAUAUUAAUACUUUAAUUAAAGAUCUAUUUCAUUCACCACCCAGCUUUAAAAGUGUUAUACAUCUUUCGUGGAAGACAUCGGUAAACGAUAAAAAGAAUGAGAAGCACUCGUCUGUUCAAAAGAGACACACGCCAAUUACAUUUGGCAAUGACAGUAACUCAAACAAACGCAGUAAAGAAGAUAAAAGUAAGAGAGAAAUAUAUACACCACCUAGCGGAAAGUACAGUUCAAACAUAUCAUCAAAUUAUGGUCGCGGUAGAUUUAGAGGAAACAGGUCAGGGGGCAGAGGUGGCUACAGACCAAGAGGUCGUGGUACAUGGAGAAAAAAUUUUUAUUAACUACUUUGCUCCUUUAAUUGUUUAAAAAAACACGAAAUAGCAAGAGCUGCAAUAAUACGAAAGACUAUACCAGGCCUGUAAAAUGUAUAUACAAACGAAAAACAAAAGUGACUAUUUACAGAGAGUGCUCUUUAAGGAAAGUGACAAAGAAAAUGUAACUGUUUUUGUUUUAUAAACGUAGUGUAAAGGAAGUGUUUUUGUGAAAGCUUUAAGUACCUAUACAAGUUUCAAUUACAAAAUCGUAAGAACCAAUCGUUUGCUGAACACAGUGAGAGAUCACUGUUUUACCAAGUUAUUGACAUUUAAAGAAGAGAACAUUUGUGUGAUUAAUAUACUCAUGGUGUUUUAAGAAGUUGUUUUUAUAUAUUCAUCGUUAAAUCAAAUGAUAAUUAUGAUUUGGAGAGACCUGAACUUGCUAAAAGUGAACAAGCACAUUGAGAGAAAUUACAAGAAUAGUAGUGGAUUUCGAAAGUGUAUGCUAUUGGUAGCAUCAAUCACAGGUACCUUAGCUGGUGGUAGAACAUGAACAAAGUAAUGAAGAGAAAAAGGUGUGAAAACAGUAUGUUAACCAUUCAAAGAGGUCGAAGAAACAUCGGGCGUUGCGACAAAGAGUGCUGCACAUUUGAAACUGAAUAUUUCAAAAUUAAAACUGUACAAUGACUGGCUUGUGCUAUCACAUGGACAUUGGUGUCACACAUGUUUAGAAAAGACAGACAAUUUUUCUCUUCUACAAUAAUUUUGGACGUUUAAAUAGUAUCAAAGUGUAUUCCCUUAUCCCCUGAUUCUAUCCUACUCCUUUUCUAUUAUUUCUUUGUCAACAGGAAACAAAGAUCGGCGCAACUAGAAGGGCAUGGACGAAGCAAUGAAUCAUAAACGUUUGAUUAAAUCAGAGAAACUUGAAGACUAAUUCUGUUUUCCAUUUUUUAAACGAUUUAUUUCUAUAUGAAUGUACCGUUUUUCAUAUAUACAAAUAGAUUUAUAUUCUUAUUCCAUUAUUAAACACUUAGGCUGAUUCUUUGUUAAUCGAAAGUGAAAGGACUGUUAUAUUCGGCGAUACCGUGGAAAAUACGAUUUAAAAGUCUGAAAGUUUCUCCGAUCGCGUGGAAACGAAGACAAUUCACUAUACAGCCUUUGUUUUAGAGAUGCUGUAAGCUGUCUGGUGACCUAUGAGUGACAAGACAAGGCGGAAUUAAUAGUUCUUUGAUUGCAGAUUGUUUAUAGGUCCAUUGGGGAGGAUUACGACGAGAGAUUAUAAUGCUAUUUUUCUUUUCAGGAGCCAAUGGACAACUAUAUAUUGUCUAUUAUUUAUGUAUUGAUGGUAGCUGUUUUGUAAGGUGAGUUUUAAAAAUAAUUUGUGUCCUUUUCCUACCCACCAUCAAACAAAAAUUCUGUAAUAAUAAUAAUUC
Molecule: messenger RNA, 3109 nt
Organism: Colletes gigas
Lineage: Eukaryota; Metazoa; Arthropoda; Insecta; Hymenoptera; Colletidae
Gene: cass
Product: apoptosis inhibitor 5
Exons: 9
Coding region: 123-1703 (526 amino acids)
Biological process (GO): negative regulation of apoptotic process
Cellular component (GO): nucleus
Molecular function (GO): RNA binding
Source: RefSeq, a predicted model, not a curated record